Molecule: messenger RNA, 1677 nt
Organism: Biomphalaria glabrata
Lineage: Eukaryota; Metazoa; Mollusca; Gastropoda; Planorbidae
Exons: 1
Coding region: 1-1677 (558 amino acids)
Biological process (GO): proteolysis
Molecular function (GO): aspartic-type endopeptidase activity; zinc ion binding; nucleic acid binding
Source: RefSeq, a predicted model, not a curated record
AUGGAUCGUUUUCUAAGACCUGAAAGAUUGGUGGUGGAUCCUAAUGAUCCGGACGCUCAAAGGAUCUGGAAGCACUGGCUUCACACAUUUGAAAAAUUCGCAUUAAAACUAGCUGUAUCAGAAGGUGAGAAGUUCGAUCUACUAUGUAACUUUAUCUCACAUGCUGUGUACGAAUUGAUAUCUGACUGUACUGACUUUGAAUCUGCUGUAAACACACUAAAUGGACUCUAUGUCAAACAAACCAUUGAGGUUUAUGCUCGCUAUCUCCUAUCCAAUUGUAAACAGGAAACGGGACAGAGUGUUGACAGAUAUAUUCAAAGAUUGAGAUUGCUAGCUAAAGACUGCCAUUUCAGAGCAGUCACUGCCCUCGAAAACCAGAACGAGGCCAUCAGAGACGCAUUCAUUAGUGGCAUGUCAUCACCAGAGAUUAGGCAGAGACUUUUAGAGUACUCAUCUCUGGACCUCGCAAAGUCAUUGGAGGUAGCUAGAUCUCUUGAGAUGGCACAGAAACAUUCUGUGACAUAUAACUCGCCACAAGCCACUACUUUUCAAGCACAACAAUCCACUACGUCGGAAUUGUCACUUUGCUCUGCUGUAGAAGACACAAUUGAUUCGACAACCGGUACCAUAGCUGCAGCUCAAGGCAAGUGCUACUUUUGUGGAGGUGCUAUCCACUCUCGUAGCAAAUGCCCCGCUAAAGAUGCAACCUGCAAUAAAUGCGGUAAAAAGGGACACUACAAAAAGGUAUGCAAAUCAAAACUUUCUACAGUUUACAGACAUAACUCUGAUUCAGCGGCGUAUACAAUAACAGCCGCCUCUUCGUUUUCUCUAUCUCGUGCUGUAAUGAAGAUACAAGUUAACAACAUUACCCUUGACGCCCUCAUCGAUACAGGUAGUUCGGAAAGUUACAUUUCUGCAUCGGCUGUCAGAAAGUAUAGAUUCAAAACUUUUCACUCAUCAAAACAUAUAUCUAUGGCCAACACGAACCUAACUGGUUAUACUCGAGGCCAUGUUAAUGCUGACAUUAAGAGUAAAGGCUCCAGUUAUAAAGACUUCAAGCUACACAUACUUGACAACCUCUGUGAGGAUGUUAUUUUAGGCCAUGACUUCCUUGAACAACAUGAAAGUGUACACAUCACAUUUCAGGGGCCUAAACCAACAAUGGUGUUAAAUGGAAUGAAAGCUGCUAAUGUCGAACCCGCUCCUCUUUUCCAAAAUAUGCUUAAAGAGUGUCGACCUAUCGCCACAAAAUCCAGACGAUAUUCUGCAAACGAAACUCUAUUCAUCAAUUCAGAAGUUGAGAGACUCUUAAAAGAUGGCGUCAUUGAGCCCUCGUCAUCUCCAUGGCGGGCUCAAGUCUUAAUAACAGCUAACGAACGACACAAACGAAGAAUGGUAGUGGACUACAGCCAAACUCUUAAUCGGUUCACACUUCGGGAUGCUUAUCCCUUACCUCGCAUUGAUGACAUGGUCUCUCAAAUAGCUAAAUACGAAAUAUUUAGCACCCUUGAUCUUCGCAACGCAUACCAUCAGAUCCCUGUAAGGAAGACUGAUCGCCCUUAUACUGCCAUCGAAGCUGGAGGGAAAUUAUACCUAUUCUGUAGGAUACCCUUUGGAGUAACUAACGGGGUAGCCUGUUUUCAACGGACAAUCGACAAGAUCAUAGAACAAGAGUGA